UCAGACUAGGGGAACACACUGGUGGAACUUGCCAGGCACGGCGAAAACUGGAUUAGGUCUCUGCUGAGUGUGUUACGGAGUUUGACUGGAAGCUAUGCAGAAAGCGCUGCUUUCUAUCUGCCUCUCAGUAGGCUUCUUGGUGUGCGCGCCUUUCGUCGAGGCUCACGGUCCAGUAGUCUCCACUAAAUAUGGAAGUCUGGGAGGGAAGUACUUGAAGGUGAAGGGAAUGCAGACAUUGAUCCACACCUACCUGUCGGUGCCAUUUGCCAAGCCUCCGGUGGGGUCUCUGAGACUAGCACCACCCGAGGCCCCAGUAGGAUGGGAGGGAAUGCGGGACGCCACUCAGCAACCUCCUGUGUGCCUGCAAGACAAGGAUUUUCUGGCACUAUUAAUGAAAAAUAUUUCGAUUGAAAUGGAAAUGCCUGAGACUUCAGAAGACUGCCUGUAUCUCAACGUAUAUACUCCCGCUAAACCCAGUGAAGACUCUCAAUUUCCAGUCAUGGUAUGGAUCCAUGGAGGAGGGUUUUUCAGUGGUGGAGUAUCACUAUUUGAUGGUUCUGCUUUGGCUGCCUAUGAGAAUGUUGUUGUGGUGGUGAUUCAGUAUCGGCUUGGUAUCCUUGGGUUCUUCAGCACUGAAGAUGAGUAUGCACCAGGAAAUUUUGGCCUGCUUGACCAGGUGGCUGCUCUGCGAUGGGUCCAGGAGAACAUUCACAGCUUUGGGGGGAACCCCAAAUCUGUUACCAUUUUUGGGCAGUCUGCUGGUGGAGCGAGCGUGUCCCUGCAGCUCCUUUCUCCACUAUCUGCCGGCCUGUUCCAUCGUGCCAUUGCACAGAGUGGAACAGCAAGAAUAAAAGCGCUCUUUCACUCUAACCCCCUCCCUAGGACUCAGGCGGUGGCUAAUAUGUCAGGCUGUGACAUCACCAGUACAAAAAAAAUUGUAGAGUGCAUGAUGCAGAAGACAGAAGAGGAAAUGCUGAGCAUUCAGCAGCAGUCAAAAGGUCUGGGGUCAACAGUGACAGUCGAUGGAGCAUUCCUCACCAAGCCUAUAGAUGAGAUCUUCCAGAACCAUGAAUUCCACAAAGUUCCAUUUAUGACGGGUGUGACCAGCCAGGAGUUUGGUUGGCUGUUGAGCAGUCACUAUGGUCCUGAAGGGUGGGUGGAAGGAACAGACAGGGAGGAGGUCAUGCCGACUUUGACCUUGUUGAACCCUCAGCCUGCAGAUCCGUGGAUCAAUGAUUUGAUUGCUGAUGAGUACCUGGGGUCCUCCAGAGACAGGGAGGCAAUUCGUGAUGGAUGGGUGGAGAUGAUGGGAGACAUGAUGUUUGUUUUUCCUGCCAUUGAGACAGCUAAUUUUUACAGGGAUGCAGGAGUACCAGUGUAUCUGUAUGAGUUCCGGCAGCCUCCUGAAGUACUUCAGAAAAAAAGGCCUAGCUUAGUCACGUGUGACCAUGCAGAUGACAUCUUUUUUGUCUUUGGCAUGUGCUUUGUGGAUGGCCAUUUCAAGUUCACUGAAGAGUUCCCAGAGAAGGACAAAAAGCUGUCUAGAACAGUAAUGUCAUACUUUGGCAAUUUUGCCUGGACCGGGUCUCCCAAUGGAGAGAAUCUGGUUCCAUGGGCACAGUACGGAAAGGAGGCGGCAUACCUGGAAAUUGGAACCGAGCAGCGAGUAAACUACCAUCUGAAGGGACAUCGCUACACCUUUGUUACCAAGACAGUGCAAGAAAAGAUCAGGGCUCGGCAGGAACAAAAGGAGCAUGGAGAGCUCUAAGGCCCCAAAAAAGAAAAAGAAGGUACCCCAAGACAAUCUGUGAAGAGUCUACUGUAAAAGCACCAAAAGGUUGUCAUCUGCAAUAAAGCAAAAAAAUUCUUAUUAAACUAAAUCACUCAUGAUUCUCUUUAGAUUUUGACCAUUGAUACAGAUGCUAGCUCACUUUUUACAUUUAUUCAUUUAGCAGACGCUUUUGUCCAAAG
Messenger RNA from Scleropages formosus (Asian bonytongue), 1971 nucleotides. RefSeq names its product carboxylesterase 2b (gene ces2b). The transcript is spliced from 13 exons. The record is from RefSeq and is a predicted model, not a curated record. Bases 95 to 1768 code for a protein of 557 amino acids. Lineage: Eukaryota; Metazoa; Chordata; Actinopteri; Osteoglossiformes; Osteoglossidae.